Molecule: messenger RNA, 9945 nt
Organism: Haemonchus placei
Lineage: Eukaryota; Metazoa; Nematoda; Chromadorea; Rhabditida; Trichostrongylidae
Source: the annotation of a GenBank genome assembly
AUGGUAGUCGUUAUUGCUUCACCUACCCAGAAUCAGCCACGUGGUACAACUUCGACGCACUUGAACCGUGACAUGGGUCGCGAAAGUCGUCAUGUAUAUGUGUCUGGACUUCCAGACUCCGUUUCUGACGAACGGAUUAANUCCUUUUUUUCAAGUUAUGGUCGUGUUCAUCAGAUAGAACGAACCCACGAAGGCGUCGUUGUGAGCUUUAUGGACGUUAGAUCUGCACAGAAAGCUCAUGCGGGCGAUCAUCGACUGGAUGCUGGCAUUCCUUUCAGGAUUGCUUUCCACGAACCUGGUGUCAAGAACGGUUUGAUGACAACGUCAACAUUGUCUUCCACGUCCAAUGGAACUGCUUCUCCAAAAUCUACCGAGGCUUCUCGAAGGCGAACACCCUCACCACGAGGCAAAGAUGCUGGGAGCCGCUCACCUGAUGCCGCGAACCUUUGUGGUGGAAUCUCCGGUUCAUCUAUUGGUUCCGGUUCCGUUUGUGCUUCAGCGCAUUCUUCUGGAGGCUUACAGGGAGUUUACGUGGAGCGCCUUCCACCUAGAAGUGACGGAACAGUUAAGGAAGCCAUAAGAGAUGCACUGAAAAAACACGGUCGAAUCGUGGACAUCUCAAUUGAAGGAGAUGGAGAUGCUAGAAAGGCACUCGUUAUUUUUCAACGUGUCAUUGACAUGGAGAAAUUAGUGAAUGACUCUCACAUUUCCAUCUUAUCUAUGCGUGUUCGCAUUCGAGCAGCCAAUCACGUCGUCGUUCAGGAAGCUUAUAACGACUACCUAUCACUGAACAGUCCUGCAGGUAGUGGUGCCACCAUAGGACCGGAUGCGGAUCUCCCUGCGAGAUACGCUUCUCCUAACGGAAACAGAAAUGAAGUCGACGUCUUCCAUCCAAAGGCCUCUCGGACAUUGUAUGUCGGCGGCUUAGAAAGUCGUAUAUCAGACGAGACUUUACGUCGGCGAUUCGGGAAAUAUGGCACAAUUUUGGACGUGGACGUGAAGAACUACGAGUCGCCGUCACCAUUUGCAUUCAUUCAAUUCGCUGAUAUAGAUUCGGCUGUGCGUGCUAUUAACACACAUUCGAAUACUGCACAACCGGCGAAUAAAAAGGGAAAGAAGUUUCAACCUAACUUCGGAAGAUCCAUGACUACGAAUAAGUUGUGGAUUGGUUCGAUACCUCCUCAGAUUGCCGAAGAGUAUGUCAUACAGAAGCUUCGAUCUCUAUCUGAAGGGGUAGUUGAUGUUGUCGUGGACAUGAGGGUUCGACAAGCCAUAGUAGUAUUCUCGUCUACGGAUGGCGCACAAGCAGCUUUGAACCGUAUUAAAGCUGGCGUUCCUAAGCAGUUCGUGUUCAAAGUGGAAAGUGGCGAAGCUCGUGUGCCAGCGGAUUUUUGCUCUGACCGACUCCACGACCACUUUAUCGAUCGGAAACACGGGGGUAUCCCCGUGAAGACUACCGUGUCUUUGCCUACUACUCCUGUCGUUGGUAGUGGGUGUAUUCCGAUUGCCCCGUCAUCUGUAGCUGACGAAGACUCGUUGACUGCACUUUUAGCGCCUCCACCUGAUCCUCCAAGUGAUAUGCCCAGUUAUCGAUAUGAACACCAUCGCGAUCAACGUCGGUCACCAGCACAUUCAAGACGUCGGGAGCGUUCUCGGGAGCGAUCACAAGAGCGAUCACGGCACAGAAAGUCAUCAAAGUAUGACUACGACAAGGGAUCAUCUCGAAAGAAGGACAGGAAGGAACGGAAACAAAGUGCGUCGUCGGAUUCAUCAAUAUCAUCAAGUGGAGACUCGUCUUUGACGCGACUACGAUCAGCUUCCAACGAUAGCCGUGCGUCGAGUCCGUUAUCAUACAGUCAACGGAACAAAGAUCGACGACGUGAAGAGAGACGUGAAAUCCGCUGUGAUCGGAACGUGAACGGCAAGCCACGAAACACAUCUUCAUCGCGGCGCAGCCCAUUUGAAGUUUCAAAAUGGACGGAUCGCAAGGUGAUCCGGCAUUCCCCUGCUGCGGAAGAAAGGCUGCCCCAAACAAUGCAGUCAUCAAACAUCAGUGCAGCGAUUGGAACGAUUACACCCACUCCGGACGAUCGCAAAAGUGGAGACAGUGGGUUCUACGAUGAUGUUUCGCGACCACCAUUGGAUCCUCCACCGGCGCCGCCACCAAUGGAGACAUUACCUCAGAUACCUUCUCCUCCUCCAGCUGAUCCUCCAGUUAGGCGAAAACCGUCUCCACGUUCGAAUCCACACUCACAACACAGCACUCCGCAUUUCGUUUCGCCUCCGUCCACUUCGCGACAUGAUUCCUUUUCUAGCCGGCACCAAUCGCAUCAUUUCGGUCAAGAGCCACAGUCGAUUUCUGCACAACAUCGUCAUCAAUCGUUGUCAUCUGGGCCAGGUCCUUCGACAGGCACACCAUCGAACUAUAAUAGUUCCACCCAUUCUCAAAAGCGUCACUCGGUAGAUGGACAGAGUUCCCAUACUCGUCCGCAUUCCACUUCACAACCAUCGCAUAGGACGCGAACGGGAAAGUGGCCUUGGAAUGAUCUGCUCCGGAAUCCUUGCGUCUUCCCAGAUUUCGCAAGCUCGGUUUUGCCUGAUCCGCGGCUUUCCCGCAACGAGUCUUCGCGAGUGGUUUCAUCGCACUUGCCUCUUCCACCUUUUGCCAGUUCGGAUCGUCAUCCUCGGUCAGUUACUGGUGAAUGGCGAAAACGGUCAUCUGGAAGUGCUGCUAGCACCGAAGGGGGAUAUACAGUUUCCCAACGCAGAGCUAGUGGCGGUUCCGGGAUUAUGUCCAGCAGCCGUCCUGUUGUGAGCUCUUUGACAGAAGAGCGCGCUUCUCACUUGCAUACACCUAUUUCGACGCACGCUGCAGCGGCUCAUGCUACGGUCUCUCGUAGUCCAAGCAGCAGUGGCGGAAGUGGAGGCAUGGACAGCGACGCUCAGCUCUCUCCAGAUGCAGCUCCGCUUCCGCCACCACCUCCCUCUGCGCUAGAUCUCCUUUGUGAACCUGAUGAUGUGCCCAUCCUAGCCGACGGAUGGAGUGGGCGUCUUGCUGAGAUUGGUUCCCGCCUCACUGAUGUGAACGCUUCACUAGAAGAAGCCCAUCGAGGAGUUGCCGAACUAGAUGAUCAGCAUCAUCGUCUUCCUUCCACAUCGCUAGUGACGGAAACAACUCCAACGUCAUCGCGUCAUAGACCAUCAGGCGCUCCCUUAACCACACCUCGUACGGACUCGUUUGAAGAGCGAUUGCGGAGUAUUAAUCAGAAGAAGAAAUCAUCGUUUGACGAUUUCACUCUGAAUAUCACUCAGGAACGGAUUCUUGCCGCAAAGGCUUCUGCACCUGACCCAUUAAGUGUUGCUCCAUUUCCGGUUAUUUCGACGGGAAGCAGUUUAUCGGCGAGCGGAUUCAGUCGGAGUACAGGAGCACAGCGGCCAGCUCUAUCCAUUACAAUUCCUCAACCUGGGAGUGCUUCACAGAGCGCGGCCACAACUCCAGCGUCAUCACGUAUUGAUUCUCCCCUGUCUUCUCGGAAAUCUGGAGCUCCAUGCUCUGGCGCGUCAACAUCUCGACCACCUGCUUCAGCACACGCAACAUCCUCGUCGACUCCCCCAGUUCGCCUCGCAGCACCACCGACAGCUCCGCUCAUAGCUUAUCCUCCUAACUUCUCAGUGCCACCUCCGAAUUUCUCCGCAACUCCAUCAUCAAUCUAUACACCAGCUUCAACCUCCGAAUCGCAAACUUCUCCAAUCCUUUCUGCGCCACCGCCACCUCCUCAACUCCCACCUACAACACAGCCCCAUACCACUUCGGUUACCACUCCACAUCACACAACACAUGGUUUACCAAGCUCGUCUCAUCCUACAUCAUCUCAUCCUCCGGCGCAAGCCCAGUCACAUCACGGAGCACCACAUUCGACGCAAGGGACACCGAAACCGUUUGGUAGCAAGAUUCCGCUGGCUCAGUCCCAGCGGCCAAUCGAUAGACACAAUACCCCUCAACGACAUGAUUCAAUGUCUGCGCUGAAAUCUCCUGUGCCUGGUUCUGCUCCAUCAUCAACUGGAAGGUCGUUAUCCGUUUCAGAUGCACGCAAAUCAGGAACAGGAGCGGUUGCACACAAGGAUCCGUCAACUGAACUACUCGCUGAGCUGUUCCAUAAUAAGCCCCCAACUACGGAUUUCCGGAAACUCCCAAAGAUCGAGAAGAAGCCUUCUGCUGUGACAGUACAUCCUGAAAGAGAACACCACAGUCAUGAGCAGUCAAAAAAACAUUCUGGAAACACGGAUCAUCAUAAGAAGGAGAAAGAGCAUAAAAUGCGUCGCAAAGACGAUGGAACAUUCGAGACGAAGGAAGAACGUGCGAAACGAAAAGAAGCUGAAAGGACGAAGAAAGAUCGCGAGAAGACGAAAGAUCAGAAGAGGGAAAAGAAGACCAAGGAAGAGCGUAAACGUGCUAGAGAUGACGACCGGGAGAAGAAGGAUAAGAAAACGAAAAAAGCUGAGAAAGAGCGGCAACGGGAAAAGAAAUCCAAGAAGCAGAAGAAGAAAUCGAGGCAGAGUUCAUCGGACGACGGAAGUUCUAGCGACGACAGCGACUAUCAGAAGGCGUUCAGUAAGCAACUGGCUCAUCUUGUCGCUGAAGACAGUGGCUCAAGUUGCGCUGGGGCCAGUGGAGGACUAUCGAUGUACGAUCGUGUAAAACGAAGAAGUUCUGCAGCGAAUAAGGACGACGGUACCAAGAAGACAGCUGCUCUUCAACGUUUGCGGGACAAGAACAACGAGCGAAAGAAUCAGAAGCGCCAUCGUAUACAACUAGACUCUUCCGAUGAAGAAGAUGAAGGCCUCAGACCAGCACGGAAACCAGCCGAGUCCGAACCAGACGAGUCGUCUGAAGAGGACGAGGAGACCGUACGAGUCGGGAAGAGCCUCAACGGAAAUAGUAGCGAGGAUGAGGAGGUAAAAAAGAAACGUGAUUAUUCUACUGAUGAAUCGGGAGAAUCUGAUGGUGGAGACCGCAAACAGCACAGAAGACCAACGAAGAAAACUUUGGAAAAACACAAACACAAUAAAAACAUUAACAUGGAAGAUGUUUUUGGCGCAGACAGCACAGACAACGAGAAGUCAAUCGAAGAGAAGGAGAAGAAGCGAAAGAAGAUUAGGAAGGACUCUUCUGAUGAGAAUGAAGCUCCAAGAAAGAAGCUCUCAAAGUCUGACAAAUUAGAUUUCGAAUCCAUCUUUGGUCCCGAUAAAGCAGAGAAGGCGCGGAAAAACGAUAAAGAACGGAAAGAGAAACAGCGAGCGGAAGUGGAGUUGAAAAAGAAGGACAGAAAGGAGUUGCCGAAACGUAAAGGUGACAAUCAAGAAUCGAAACCUGCUAAGCGGACUAAGAAAGGUCGGCCGUCGGAUGAGUCGAGUGCUUCCGAAAUGGAUACCCAGAGUGUGGCAAUCAAGGUGGAAGAAGAUCAAAGCCAAUGCUCUGUUGUAAGUGAGAAAGUUGAAGAGAUCUCUAUCAAAGAAGAGAUAUUGGAUGAGAAACAAGAAGAGGUCCCGAUGGAGGAGAGUAUUCCCGGAGAGGUAGUGAAAAUGGAACAAGAACCGGAAGAGGAUCAUAAGGAACCUGUCGUACAACAACCUCUCCCCGAGACAGAAACUGAAUCUUCAAUAGCAACGUCAAAACCACCCCAGCAAGCAACAUCUACGGCUACAGAGCAGACGCGACCUAAGCUGAUUACGAAGGCUGCGAUGAAGAUUUUCGUACCAAGUCAACCAACCAUCCCCACUUCAACGGUAUCUGCCACACAGCCUUCGACCGAAGCGGAUUCGGACGACGAGUCGACGGACUACGAUGACGUGUUUGCUAGCGCACUGUCAGGACCGGCUACUGGUCAACAAGAAACUACGGUUACCAGUUUCCUACCGCCAGGACGGAGAGUGAGCACCAGCAGUUCUGCCGCAACCGAACCGGAUGAAGUCAGUGAGUCCGACUCCGAUUCACAGCGAUCUCGACAUCGUGCUGUUGAACUUGUUGAUGCGGCGGCUGGUUAUGCGAGCGUUUAUGAGCCGCCUGUGGCGAAUGUUGAUGAAGCAACCAGAUCAUCCGAUGAGUGCUCUGCCGCAAAGACGUUCCUUACUGAGACGUCCAUCCAAGAGCCGCCACCGACGAGCAAUAGUGACAGUGUGAGGGACACAACAGAAAAUUCUUCUUGUGAGCAGCAGCAGCAGGAGCAAGAAACCCAGCAAGACGUGGUAGAAACAACCGUCGAGGCUCCCGCAGUUCCAGAAGCGACAACGACACCCUGUGAGCAGACGGUGAUCGACGACGAAGCGAAGAAGGCUGCUCGAGGAAUUUCAGAUCUACAGGAAACUGAAGACGCGGUUAAGUCAAUUUUCGAUGGCGAUGACGAAGAGGAAGAACCGCAGUAUCCAACACUUGUCUUCGUUCCCGGUAAGAAUGGAGCUGUAGUUGCGUCGGCAGGUUUGUCGAGUGCAGGCGAAGCUGCUCUGGUAUCUACCAGCAGCGUCGCGGUAACAAAUGAAGAAACGAAUCGAGCAACAAGUGCAAUCGCUGAUGUUGAUGACGAGGUUGAAAUCUCGGGCGUUGCUUCAGGAGAUGUGUCUGAUGUAAGGGAGCAGCUACUACGUGAAUCAUUUGUGGAGGAGCCGAUUUUGGAAGAAAAGCCCGCUGUGGAGAAGAAUUCGGAGACGUCUGAGGCGGCUAAGGAAGGAUUAUCGGUCGAUGCUGCAUCUAAUGUCAUCGUAAUCGAUGAUGAUGACAUCGUAGAGGUCCCAAUAACCAACGUUUCAGUAAAAGAGCAAGAGCCCAUAUCAACUACCGCUUCACAACCGGUAACAACCACAAGCGUGACUGCGCCCAUCAGUGUGGCAAUUCCGGAGCCUCGUAAGGCUCCUACGCCUAUGCAAUCACCGAAAACGGUAACGAACGCGGAGCAAGCAACCUUUGUGCCCCCUUCGGUUGUGCAUCCUGUCAAGGCAUCCCCUGUACCAUCUUCGGACUACGUAUCCGCGCUACCUGCAGCGUCACCAGUUUCUGGUGGUAUAACACAGGGAACGCCGGUAGUAUCGCAAGCAGGAAUGCAUCAGUUGUACAACCGAUUCCAGCAACCGUCCUUCUCACAUGCAAAUGUAUUGCAACAACAGCAGCAGUUGUAUCAACAAACGCAAGUUCAACAUCGCCCGCUAUCACAGCAGCAACUAUUUCAACAACAAUUCGCGCAGCAGCAUUUGGUGUUACAGCAACAACAACAACAACAGCUAUUGGCCCAACAACAAUUGGAACUUCAACAACAACGAGAACGUGAACGAGAGCGGGAGGCAGCUCUGCAAAAGGAGCGAGAACUACACCAACAACAGCAACUGCAACAACAACAACAACGUGAACGAGAACUACACCAGCAGUUGCAACAACAGCUCCUUCAACAACAGCAACAACAACAAAAGGAUGCUUCACGUGCCGUUAAGCCACAGACGCCUGCCGCUACCCCAUCUCCUGCACCUCAGGUACCUACACCAGUCACACAGCACCAGCAUGCCGCUCUGGCUGCGCAAGCUACUUUGCAAAUGCAACUGCAGCAGAUGCAAAUGCUUCAGAUGGCAUCCAGGGAUCCUGUGGCAUACUAUCAACAAAUGUCACAAACCUUCGGCCAACCAAUGGCCACGGCUCUUUUGGCGCAGUUACAAGCUAUACAGCAGCUACCUACAUCUCAAGCGCAGCAAUAUCUUUUGGAAUUGCAAAGGCAGCAGCAGAUCAAGGCUCAACAAGAUGCUUCCAAUACGGCCGCAUCAUCCCCGCAGCCUUCGCAGCAACUCGAACGAGAGCGAUUGCUUAAAGAGACUCAAUUGCGAGCAUUACGCGAACGUGAGGCCCUUCAACAACAAGCGCAACAGCAGGUCACACAACAGCAACAGCAACAAGCUGCUGCUCUCUACGCUGCCCAAUACCGCCUAUCCCAGCAACAGCUUCUACAGCAACAACAACAGCAACAGCAGCAACAACAACAACAACAGCAGCAACAACAACAUCAAACUGCAGUUCAGACAUCUCCGGCAGUUGCUCAAACGCCGACGUCGACAGCACCUUCGCAAGUGAACGUUUCUAUGGUUCAACAGGAACGGAAAAAUGUAGCCGUACCUCCACAACCUCGUACUAUUGAAAGUGCUGUCGUAACGUCUUUGGCGGCAGCCGUAGCAUCUCCAUCUGGCACGUCAUCGGGGCAUUCCGCUGAUGUCGCGAAACGUCGAAAAGCGACUGAACCUCAGCAUCUCUCGUCGUUCGGGCUUUCAUCUCCUGAAAUUGAAGCCAUGAACCCGUCAGCGAACCCUUUGCCUGGUGAUGCUCCGCCUGUUGGUGACCAUGCUCUAAACAUACUCAAUUUGGCUGGUGCGAUCGCGAUGAACAGCUUGUUAGCCAUCAAUCAACAGGCCGCGGGUACCGGCUUUCCGGCGGCUGCUCAACUGGCAGCUCAAAAUCCUCUUUUGGCUAAUGCAGCGAAGGUGAUGUUGAGCAUGAACCUCAUGAAUGCCGCAGCUGUUGGUGCCGAUCGGCCAUCCGCUUCUACUUCGACCUCCGAUCUUCUCUCGAUGGUCGCAUCACAGCCCCCCGAAUCGAAUGCAAUGACUGUGGCUAAUCUACAGCAGGCGAUGCUUCUUCAGCAGUACGCGGCAUUGGCUCGAGGGCAAAUCCCAGGUGUCAACCCGCAAUUGGCUGCUUUGCACAUGUCAUUGAAGCGAACGGCAGAAAAUGGAACUAGUCACCAGGUGGACCGUAAACGAUCGUUUCCGACCAGUGAAGUCUCCAAUCAAGUCGAGGAAAUGAGAAAGCGCGUUCAUUCGGAUACCAGCGCCCUCGUUAAGCAACGAAAAACUGAACGUGUCAUGAUCCCCCAUGUACCUGUAUCUAAAGAUGAUAUGGAACGUUGUCUGGAUAAGAUUCUCAACGAGGAAAUCUACAACAUUUUCGAAGAUGACUUGAAAACGGAGCGGAAGGAUGAAACACCUGUUUCAUCACCAGUCAGUAGCAGUAAGGAGACAGGAUGUAGCAGUAGCAGCGGUACUAGUUCACCUUUCGAAAGGAAGUUGUCCAUAAAUGAAAUACUCGAGAUUAUCGCUAGUCGUCCAUCAGAGAGAGAAGGCGGUAUCGCGUCCUUGGGAUCAGCCUUCAGGAAAGUAGGUAGCCGAUCCAACAUUACUGAGCCCUGCUCACGUGAUAUCACUAUGGCUACCGACAGUGCGCUUGUUUGGGAAACAUCAUGGUCACCGGAUGGAAGUUCCCCGCGAAGUUCAGAACCAGAUGUCGCCCCUCUCACUCAGGAACUUUUAAAUACAUUGCGUAACUUGGCCAUAUCGCAUCGCGAUGAAGAUCCGGAGAACUUGGAUACUACACUGUCGUGUGAGGAACAACUCAAGCGUUUCCCGGUGGUAUGGCAAGGUACGCUGGCAAUGAAGCAGUCCGAGACGACGGUGCAAAUGCAUUUGGUGUACGGAUCGAUUGAAAUGCUAACUCGAUGUCUUGGUGACGCCAAUGCUGAUGCGAAGAACGCCGUGCCAAUUCGUGUCAACCAACGAAUGCGACUCGAACACGCGCAAGUUCAAGGUAUGGUGGCAAAGAUGUCGGAUGCAGGUCGUUUCGCAUGCAUGAUCUGCCUGCCUUGUGGUCUUUCUCGAGAUGAAAUCAUCACCAAUUCGGAUAUUUUCCGAACUGCAUUUAUUGACUACUUCACGAGCAAACAAGCUGCAGGGAUUGCUGUGAUGCCUCAGACGGCUACGACCGCUGGAUGCUUGGUACAUGUGUUUCCUCCGGGCGAAUUUCCAUCUAGUUACCUACAGUACUAUUCGCCUCAGCUUUAUGAGUCGAUAACAGCUCGCCAGGCUUCAUUUCUGUUUGUCGUUCUAACACCUGAUGAAUCCUCACGACCACUUACAUCAUAG